AUGGAGGGACUAACCACAGUGAAAUCAGAGCUGCUGCUGGUGCAGGUGUGGGACACGGCAGGCCAGGAGAGGUUCCGGAAGAGCAUGGUGGAGCAUUACUACCGCAACGUGCACGCCGUCGUCUUCGUGUACGACGUGACCAAGAUGACCUCCUUCACCAACCUCAAGAUGUGGAUCGAGGAGUGCAACGGGCACGCCGUGCCCCCCCUGGUCCCCAGGGUGCUGGUGGGGAACAAGUGUGACUUGAAGGACCUGAUCCAAGUGCCGUCCAGCAUGGCGCUCAAGUUCGCCGACGCUCACAACAUGCUGUUGUUUGAGACCUCGGCCAAGGACCCUCAGGAGAGCCAGAACGUGGACGCCAUUUUCAUGUGCCUGGCCUGCCGGCUGAAGGCGCAGCGCUCGCUGCUGUGCCGGGACCUGGAGGGGCGGUACGGGGAGGUGGUCAACAUCAACCUGGUGCGGGACAAGAAGACCGGGAAGUCCAAAGGCUUUUGCUUUCUGUGCUAUGAGGACCAGAGGAGCACCGUCCUGGCUGUUGACAACUUCAAUGGGAUCAAGAUCAAGGGAAGGACCAUCCGGGUGGACCACGUGGCCAACUAUCGGCCCCCCAAGGACUCCGAUGACCUAGAUGAUGUCACCAAAGCCCUCCAUGAAAAGGGCUGCGGGGUUAAAACGCCACCUCAUACCUCUUCUGAGUCCCAGUCAGAAGAUGAGGAUGUGCCUGUAAAAAAGCAGAAAGAGCACCCCCGGGUGAGGAUCAAGAAGGAGAAGGAGGACCCGGGGUACGAGCGCUACGCCAGCGGGAGCCACCCGCCCGGGAAGGGCUCCGAGAGGAAGCCUGGGAGCAGGACACAGCGGGAGGAGGAGGAGCGGAGGCACCAGAGGCCGUCGGAGAGGAGAGGGGAAAAGAGAAGCCAGGAGCAGAGGGGACACAGCAGUUGGUGGGAGGAGAGGGAGAAGCGGGAGGAGAGGGAGAAGCGGGAGGAGAGGGAGAAGCGGGAGGAGGGCAGCAGGAGGGGCGAGGGGCACAGCAGCCGGCGGGAAGAGGGUCCCGAGGGAGGCAGAUCCCGGGAGCGCGGGGCCAGGGCCUGGGGCAGCCAGUGGCCUGGUGUCCUCGGGGAAGUGCUGUGGUCAGUACCAGCCAAGGGCUGUGCCUUUUCCCAAAACGAAACAUUGCUCAUCAACGUCAUCUGUGGUGUGGUCUCGGGGGUGAUCUCCUCUGCACUUGCCAACCCCACAGAUGUGCUGAAGAUCCGCAUGCAGGCUCAGGGCAGUUUGUUCCAGGGUGGGAUGAUCGGCAGCUUCAUCGACAUCUACCAGCAGGAGGGCACCCGAGGCCUCUGGAGGGGUGUUGUCCCAACAGCUCAAAGAGCUGCCAUCGUGGUGGGGGUCGAGCUGCCUGUCUACGACAUCACCAAGAAGCACCUAAUUGUGUCAGGCCUGAUGGGGGACACCAUCUUUGCCCACUUUGUUUCCAGUUUCACCUGUGGGCUGGCGGGGGCCGUCGCCUCCAACCCCGUGGACGUGGUGCGGACGCGGAUGAUGAACCAGCGGGCGAUCGUGGGCAGCACCGAGCUCUACAAGGGCACUCUCGAUGGCCUGGUGAAGACGUGGAAGAGCGAGGGCUUCUUUGCGCUCUAUAAAGGUUUCUGGCCCAACUGGCUUCGGCUUGGUCCCUGGAACAUCAUCUUUUUUAUCACGUACGAGCAGCUGAAGCGCCUGCCCUUCUGA
This is a messenger RNA of Chaetura pelagica (chimney swift), 1731 nucleotides long. RefSeq lists its product as uncharacterized. Bases 1 to 1731 code for a protein of 576 amino acids. The transcript is spliced from 12 exons. The record is from RefSeq and is a predicted model, not a curated record. Gene Ontology annotation, molecular function: RNA binding; GTPase activity; GTP binding. NCBI's taxonomy places the organism in Eukaryota, Metazoa, Chordata, Aves, Apodiformes, Apodidae.